CGUUUUCGCUACAAACCAGAUACACCAUGGAUAAGAUAACGACAUUGCUCUUUCCCUUGUUCACUCUCCUCCUCACGACAUCUUUGGCUAAAGAUCUCUGUCACAAAGAUGACGAAAACACCCUCCUCAAGAUCAAGAAAUCCCUUAACAACCCUUACACCAUCAUCUCCUGGGAUCCCAAAGACGACUGCUGUACCUGGGUCUCCGUUGAGUGCGGUGACUCUACUGUUAACCACCGUGUCAUCUCCCUAUAUAUAUCAGACGACGAUGUCUCCGCUCAGAUCCCUCCUGAAGUAGGUGACUUAUCGUAUCUACAAACCCUUAUAUUCCGCAAACUCCCUAACCUCACCGGUGAAAUCCAACCUACCAUCGCCAAGCUCAAGUAUCUUCGUUUUCUCUGGCUCAGCUGGACCAACCUGACCGGUCCGGUUCCUGAAUUUUUGAGUCAGCUCAAGGAUCUAGAGUACAUUAACCUUUCCUUCAAUGACCUCUCUGGUUCCAUACCCGGUUCUCUCUCUUUGUUACCUAAACUCGGGAUUCUUGAACUAAGCAGGAACAAGCUUACAGGUUCAAUACCAGAGUCAUUUGGAUCGUUUAAAGGAGUGGUACCUCAGCUUUUUCUAUCGCACAACAAGCUAUCAGGUUCGAUACCAAAAUCACUAAGCAACCUCGAUUUUUACCGGAUUGAUUUCUCCCGUAACAAGCUAGAAGGUGAUGCUUCAAUGAUGUUUGGAGACAAAAAGACGUCAUGGUCCAUUGAUUUAUCGAGAAACAAGUUCCAGUUUGAUAUUUCCAAGGUUAAUGUGGCUACGACAGUUAAUAACUUAGACUUGAAUCACAAUAGGAUCACAGGGAGUAUCCCGGUUCAAUGGACCGAGCUUACUCUUCAGUCUUUCAAUGUUAGCUAUAACAGACUUUGUGGACGCAUCCCCCAGGGAGGGGACCUUCAGAGGUUUGAUGCUUAUGCAUAUUUACACAACAAGUGCCUAUGUGAUGCACCUCUUCCGAGUUGCAACGUGAAGAUUCAAGCAACCGAUCUUUAUUUAAACUUACCAUCAGAAUAAAAUCAUGCAUAAUGACAUCUGUAUGUUAUAUUCAAAAUGAUUAAUAAAAAUGAAUAAAUUUUAAUUA
Messenger RNA from Raphanus sativus (radish), 1131 nucleotides. Its product is annotated as polygalacturonase inhibitor 2. The transcript has 2 exons. The record is from RefSeq and is a predicted model, not a curated record. Gene Ontology annotation, molecular function: protein binding. NCBI's taxonomy places the organism in Eukaryota, Viridiplantae, Streptophyta, Magnoliopsida, Brassicales, Brassicaceae. The coding region runs from base 27 to 1064 and encodes 345 amino acids.